GAUGACGGUUCAAAGCUAUAAGUAACAGGUCUGCGUGUCUGGGGGCGGGGCGUGUUGGUUUUCUUGACGAGAGAGAAUUUGCACGUAAACAGUAGUAAACUUGGUUUUGUAUGUUGUGUUGUGUGUGCUUAUAGUUUUGUUGGGUAGAUACAGAUAGAUAUAUCAACAAAUAUUAUCUCAUCAAUCAUAUCUAUUUCUAUAUGUGUGUAUUAAAGGUGGCGAAUUCAAGAGGUAAUAACGACCAACGUGCCGCAAGGCGCACCAACAUUGAGGAGGGACAAGGAGGACAUCAUAACAUUGGAGAAUGGCUCAAUGAACCCCUGCUUAUUUCACAUCAGCAACGACAGCGGGCUGGCGGUGGUGAAAGUGGGAUAUUAGCGUCGGCCGCAUCGUCAAUGCUGUUGCAGUUGGAUUGGGAGAGAGAGAUGUCGGCGAUGGUAUCGGCCUUGACGCAUGUGGUGGCCGGAGAUGAAAAUGAGGUGGCUGCUGCAGGUGUUAAUUCUGAUUCAAGGACUAGUUCAUGGGGCAGUGUUGGAACUAAAAGAGGAAGAGAAGAAGAGGAAGAGGAAGAAGGCGGCGGCGGCGGUCCAUUGUCCGAGUCGGUUACAAGGCUUUGUAGAGCUUUCGAUGAAUUUCCACAGCACAUUCAGGGGCCAUCCUCCGCUUUUGGAGGCUUAAGCACCAGGACAACCACAACAGCAAUCCCUCCAACUCCAUCUCCAACUCCAAGCAGUAGAUAUGUAUACAGUGCGCCCGAAAUAGCAGAGCCAAUAAGGAGAAGAUACAGAGGAGUGAGACAAAGACCGUGGGGAAAAUGGGCAGCUGAGAUUAGAGACCCCUUCAAGGCUGCCAGGGUGUGGUUAGGCACCUUUGAAACAGCCGAAGCCGCCGCCCAAGCCUACGAUCAAGCUGCCCUCCGAUUCAGAGGCAACAAGGCCAAACUCAACUUCCCUGAAAACGUCAGACUCCUGUCGUCAACCGCCGUUCCUCCGCCGACCCAGUUGAGCAAUUCUGCUCCUCAAAAUACCCUUUUGUCCGUUGCCACAUCCUGUGAGCCGAUUGUUCACUCUCAAGCAUUCCAUUCGUCGGACGAGGUGCCUUCAACCUCAAGAAAUCUUGUUAGCUAUUCUGAGUUGGUUGAUAUGCAGAGGCAACCUAUGAGCCUUUAUGAUCAGAUGGUUCUAUCAUCCUCUGCUGUUGCUGAGGCUGCUGCUUCUUCGUCUUCCUCUUCUUCUUCGUUAUCACCGCCUCCGUUGUCUUCACUCUUUGGGGCUCGGUCAUGGCUUCCCGUCGGACCAUCCGUAAGUGACAACAGUACUAGUACUACUGAUUUUCCAAUGCAGCAAUGGUCUAGCUAUGCUCAAUAUACUACUCCCUCGUCGAGAUGAUGGUUUCAUUUACAUCUUUUACCAUAUAUAUUUUUCCAUUUAUUAUGAAAUUGUUGUUUGGUUCGGUUAUGAAACUUUUUCUUGUUAGAUGUAUUUACCAUUGGUACAAUCAUAUACGAAAAAAAAGUUGAUGUUA
Messenger RNA from Pyrus x bretschneideri (Chinese white pear), 1524 nucleotides. Its product is annotated as ethylene-responsive transcription factor ABR1. Gene Ontology annotation, molecular function: DNA-binding transcription factor activity; DNA binding. The record is from RefSeq and is a predicted model, not a curated record. Gene Ontology annotation, biological process: ethylene-activated signaling pathway; regulation of DNA-templated transcription. The transcript has 2 exons. Bases 201 to 1388 code for a protein of 395 amino acids. NCBI's taxonomy places the organism in Eukaryota, Viridiplantae, Streptophyta, Magnoliopsida, Rosales, Rosaceae.